Fraxinus pennsylvanica is the source of this 948-nucleotide messenger RNA. NCBI's taxonomy places the organism in Eukaryota, Viridiplantae, Streptophyta, Magnoliopsida, Lamiales, Oleaceae. The record is from the annotation of a GenBank genome assembly.
AUGGAAGUGAUGAACAGAUUCAUAGCCAUUAAGGCAUCCAUAGAUGGAUUCCCUCAAGAGUCUGAUUUUGAAAUCAAGACUGAAACACUUUCUUUAUCCAUUGGAGUUGGUACAAAUCAAGUACUUGUGAAGAAUCUCUAUGUAUCAAUUGACCCUUAUCAACUCAACCGUAUGAAGAGUCAUAGUUCGUCGCAGUCGGCUAUAUAUUUCUCUGCCGCCAUAAUUCCCGGUGAGGCCAUUGAUACAUAUGGUGUGGGAAGAGUAGUGGAAUCUGAGAAGCCUGAUUUUGAAAAGGGUGAUUUGGUUGUUGGGCUUCUGAGCUGGGGAGAGUACACCAUUGUAAAAGAAGGUGCACUCUUAAACAAGUUAGAUCCCAUGGGUUUUCCCUUGCCUCACCAUGUAGGAACUCUUGGAUUUAGUGGGCUUUCUGCCUAUGGAGGAUUUUUUGAAGUGUGCAAACCUAAGAAGGGUGAGACAGUAUUUGUGUCUGCUGCAUCUGGAUCCGUAGGAUGUUUGGUUGGACAAUAUGCUAAGCUCUUUGGCUGCUAUGUUGUUGGCUGUGCUGGUACUCGUAAAAAGGUUGAUCUGCUCAAGCAAGAGCUUGGUUUUGAUGAUGCAUUCAACUACAAGGAGGAAACUGAUCUCAAGUCAGCUCUCAAGAGGUACUUCCCCGAUGGUAUUGACAUAUACUUCGAUAAUGUCGGAGGGGAGAUGCUUGAAGCAGCAGUUGACAACAUGAAUACAUACGGUCGAGUUGCCGUUUGCGGAAUAAUUUCCGAAUACACAAACGAUGAUUUCUUUUCGACGACGGUGGAGCACCUUCGAACGGGUAAAAUGAAGGCCCUUGCAGACAUUUCUCAUGGUCUCGAAAAUGUACCAUCUGCUUUCAUAGGACUCUUUCGUGGCGAUAAUAUUGGGAAGAAGAUUGUCCAAAUUGCAGAAGAAUGA